Molecule: messenger RNA, 15397 nt
Organism: Haliotis rubra (blacklip abalone)
Lineage: Eukaryota; Metazoa; Mollusca; Gastropoda; Lepetellida; Haliotidae
Exons: 94
Coding region: 251-15223 (4990 amino acids)
Molecular function (GO): protein binding
Source: RefSeq, a predicted model, not a curated record
CCCAGAUGGCUUAAUAACCUGGCCAGACGUUGACUACAGGAGUUUGUUAGAUAAGGAAUCAAUCAGGAGACGAAUUCGGGAAAGUGCGAAAAAGUUUGCAAAGGAUACCAUAAAGAAAGGCAUAGAAGAACUACUUGGUGUAAUCCCGUGUAUAUCACCCGAUGCUCCAGGCAAGACGGAUCCCUGUCCCAGACCCGAGGCCCUGACUCAGGAUAUCCUCAAACAGAAGCUACAACAGCGAGGACUGCAGAUGACAGGCACGAGAGACGAACUGGAACAGAGGCUUACGGUUGGACACAGAACUUGCAGACUGAUGAACAGGACAGUUACCCUCCCAACAAUUAAGAACGACAAGAUAAACAAGAUCGUGUACAUGGAGAUAGCCCCGGACUGUCUGCGGUUUGAUGCAUGUGUUGAUAUUAGGAUUAAGAAGCUGAAUUUCAACAAGGCUGUCAACGCUUACAUACAGCUAGACCCGUGUAAAUUCACAAUGACCGUCAACUUUGAGGACUGCACUGAGACAGUUAUCCUCCUGGGAUACGACUGGGGGAAAGAGAAGACCGCAAGAUUGAAUGAUUGGGUCUCCAUAAGGUACACCAUUGACAGGAGUGAGGCAAGGAAGGUGUUCGUGGUUGACAUUGGUUUACAAAUCAGUCUUGGAGCGUCGGAACCGAUUCUGAAUGACUUGUUGAUCGAAAACGUAGAUGUACCAAUACCUGUUUGUAAUGAAAACUUCUCUCUUCCGGGAAACGGAUCUCUGAAUAGCCUUGCAGAACAAAUGGGAGGAAAGCUAAUCAGAGAGGUGGUAGAUGUGGUGUUUCGAAAACUCGGACUUGAUAAGAUUCUGAUAGACGGAGGCUGUACAGCAUUAACGCCCAAGCCAGAUUGCCCUUUGGCACUUCCAAACUACAAGCAUCUUCUACCCGCCAGUUUCCAGCACAACGUCAACUGUAAACUGCCUGACAACUGUUUCGGUAUAGAAUGUUGCGUGGACUUCUCGUUUGACAUCCCGCUGUUUGAGAACCCCCUCGUCAAACACGUCCCCUUCUUCUUGAAGUUUGAACCGUGUAACUUCACUUUGGAGGUCGGCUUUGGGAGCUACUACUACAAGGAAAGGCUGUUGACAUACAACUGGGGGACUGAAAAUCAACUGCACAUUGGCAAUGGCAACCCAUCACCAGUAGUCAUCAAGUUCAAGAUCUCCAAGUAUCCCAAAGGCUUCCUUGUUGACCUGAGUGUCCACACAUGUAUCCCUAUCGAUGGUGACAGUUUCUGUUACCCAGAAGGAGGAAUGACGCUGAUGAAUCAGGAGAAGAUACCCGCCUGUGAUGCUAAUGCACUGGUGGAGUUCACAAAACAAAAUUUCUCAGUUUCUGAUUGGCUACGCGACCUUGAUCUUGACGUCAACUUGAAGUCCCUCUCUCAAGCGGCUGCCAGGUUAUUAUUAGAUCGUUUUGGCAUCUCUGAAUUCCUGCUGGAUGACAGAUGUGAUGUUUCUAGAACACCAUACAAGCCAAGUGUUUACGGGUGGAGGAAUGAAUGCCCGAAGAGUAUUGGCAAGCUGCCCAAUCUUCCUAGCGGUCUGUACUGCCACCUAGCGGACACGUGCACCAAGAUAAACUGUUGUUUCCAUGUCCCCUUCCUGGAGAUGUCCUUCAACGCCGUCCUCAACGUCGAUAUGUGCGACUACGUCAUUUAUGCCGCCAUCGAGAACAAAACCAGGACUCUGGGAAUCUUAGGGAAUGGUAUUGACCUCGAUGCUGGUACAUCACUGACGCUGGAUAUCGCGGAUGUUUUCCAGAUGAAAUUUGGUUUGAAAAAGAAAGACACGGUUCUACUGCUUGACCUUGACAUUGAGGUUUGUUUGGAGAAGGAUUCCUGCCUUGUUUCAUCGCCCAUUAUGAAGGGAACUGAAGUUCCACAACUUGUGUGCGACCUUGAUGCCAGCUGGACCCUGAAAAAUUUCAGUAUAUCGGAUUGGGCCAAGGCAAGGGGACAGGAUUUCACCAAGGGUCUCGCACGGACAGCUGUGAACCUUCUGUUGGAGCAACUGGGUAUCAAAGACAAGAUGCUGGAUCCGCCAUGUAACCGGAGCAGUCUCAAGUACCAGCCAGCUGAUGCAGGCAACUGGAAGAAUGAUUGUGACUUGAGCGGCAGCGCUAUCUCCCUCCCCCCAAUAACUCUUCCGGCCAACUGUCACAUCAAUGACAAAUGUUUGGGUAUAGACUGUUGUCUCCACAGCAACGUCCUUGACCUGUCUCUUCACAUGGCCUUCAACAUUGACCUCUGUAACUACUUCAUUGAAGGCUCCAUUGAGAAGUUCAGCUUUAAGCUUAACAUACUCAACUAUAACUGGGGAAAAGAAGAAGUAAUUACGUUUGAUGGUGUUCCUGUUCUCAAACUGAAGUUUACGAUUGAGCAGCUUCUGUCCCAGCAAGUGUUUAUUGUUGACCUGUCUGCGAGUCUGUGUCUGGAGGGAGAUGACUGUGAGCUGGAUCUGAAGGUCCUGAAUCAGACACGACUUCCCAUGCCAGGAUGUGCCAAGUUCCAGGGAUUCAAACUUCAAAAUUUCUCACUGGGGAACUGGCUGAAAGAAAAGGGCGGUGAGAUCACAGCUCAGCUGUCAGCAGUCCUGAUGGAAGAGCUCGGUAUUAAACAGUUCCUGCUUGACACACAGUGUCAGGACUACCUGGAACCUUACAGAGGCGCUAUGAGUGGAUGGAACAACGCUUGUCCUGAAAACAUUAUGAUGCCAGUACUGCCUCAGAACGUCUUCUGUCACUUGACUGACUACUGCACCGGGGUCACGUGUUGUGUCAAAGUGCCACAGGUCAAACGGAACUUCAAUGCCUACCUCUUCCUUGACUCCUGUAACUACAAUAUGAGAGUCGGCAUUGAGAAGCUGGAGUUCAGUCACACACUGUUUGACUACACAUGGGGUAAAACAGAAGUUAUCGAUCUUGGAGGACUUGUACGAAUUGAAUAUACCAUCAGCUCUGGUCAGAAGAAGUUCCUGGUGAACCUGAGCCUUAAGGUUUGUCUGACUGCUGGAGAGGCUUGUCAGUUUACCUUCCCUGUGUUCACAGACAUGAUCAUCCCUAAACCUCUCUGUGACUGGGAGGCCACUAAGCAGCUACAAGAUUUCUCCCUUAGAGAGUUUGUGACAUUGCAAGGUGGUGCACUGACGGACAGACUGACUGAUGCACUGGUGGACAAGCUGAUGGAGACUCUUGGUGUAUCCGGCUAUCUUCUGGACCCACAGUGUUCCAUGAGUGGUCGGGGCACGAAUGGCUGGAGCUCAGAUUGCCCCAGACCGGUUUCACUGCCAGCACUACCCGACUCUCUGUCCUGCAGUCUUCCCGACCACUGUACAGGAAUAGACUGUUGCCUCAAUGUGCCUCUCAUCAGUCGGAAUGUCCACUUCAAGGUCGACUUGGACAAGUGCAAAAUGACCCUUACAUUGGCCAUAGAGAAGCUUGAGUUUAGCAGACUGCUCGUCAACUACCAAUGGGGAACGCCAGACAGUUUCAAUCUGAAGGGGAUAUUCCGAGCAGAUUACGUCAUCGACAAUCUGGAGGGAGAGAAACAGUUCCUUGUAAGUCUCAACAUCAGUGCCUGCUUCGAGGCUGGAGGGAAGUGUCUGGUUACCCUACCAGUGUUAAACCAGGCCAGGUUCCCCAACCCUGGAUGCGACUGGAACUCAACACUCUCCCUCAAAGGCUUCUCCCUGAAGAACUGGCUGAAUGAUCAUAAUCUGAACAUCGGACAAGCCUUGACAUCAGUAUUCCGGUUCCAACUAUCUCUAGCUCUGGGCAUCUCUGAGUACCUCCUGGAUCCCAUGUGCGACAGGCAGAGGGGGAUAUACAAGCCGGGAUGGAAUAAUGCGUGUCCAAAACCAAUGACCCUACCAAGCCUCCCGAGCAGCCUGUCGUGUCAUAUCCCCGACUACUGCACUGGACUGGACUGCUGUGUGGAUGUGGUCAGUCUGGGGAUGUCCUUCAACUUCAAGAUCCUUCUGGACACACGGAACCUUGUCCUGACUCUCAGUAUCGAGAAGCUCACCUUCAAGACAUCAUUGUUCAACUACAAGUGGGGAGAAUGGGAAAAUUUCAACCUUAAUGGCGUCGUUAGGUUAAGUUUCAAGAUUGAUGACCUUGUUCAUGCUUGGAAGUACCUGAUGAGUCUGAAACUCUCGCUGUGCUUUGAAGCAGACUCUCCCUGUGCUCUCAGCCUUCCUGUCCUCACAGAUAUCAGCUUCCCCAAACUAGUGUGGAACUGGGAUAAUCCUUUCUCCGCGAUUGACAACGGCUUCUCUUUGAAGAACUGGCUUUCGGAUUUGAAGCUCCCGUCUGGUAAGAGACUCGCCAGCUUAGAUGUGUCGAAACUUUUGGACAGACUUGGGAUUGCGGACUACUUGACAGACCCCCAGUGUAAGAAGAGCCUACCACCUGGUGCAGUUGGGGGUUGGAAAAAGGAUUGCCCUGCCAGUCUCACCCUGCCAACACUACCAGACUCCGUCACCUGUCAUCUGUCGGACCCGUGUGGCUCCAUACAGUGUUGUAUUGACGUGGACUUUAUCGGGAGAUCCUUCAACGUCCAGGUUGGAAUAGACCCUUGCACCUACACCUUCACCAUGGGCAUAGAGAAGCUGGUCUUUACCAGGAUCUUAUCCAACUACAAAUGGGGAACUGUGGAACACUUAAGCUUAAAGAACGUGGUCCGUGUAGAUUUCAUGAUCGAUGACCUGUUCGGGGAAAAGAAGUUCCUGAUCAACCUCAACAUCAGUGUCUGUUUCGAGGAGGAUUCUUGUAUGAUUUCCUUCCCAGCUCUGAAGAAUGUAAAGAUUCCCAAGUUGGUCUGUGACUUGGACAGUACGGCUGCUCUUGCAGAUUUCUCUUUGUCUGGCUUCCUGUCCGAGAUGAAGUCUAAUAGGUCUGCGAGUCUCACUUCAGUCAUCGCAGCCAAACUGUUUGAGAGGCUGGAAAUAGCUGGAUAUCUGAAGACAGCACAGUGUCAAAAUACAAGUAGUCCUUAUGUACCUACAAUCAAUGGAUGGAACAACGAGUGUCCAGUUCAUGGGCUUGACCAGUACCUCCCUGACCUCCCUGAUUCCAUGGCAUGUCACGUCCCCGACAUCUGUACCGCCGUUGACUGCUGCAUCUACAUCGACUUCCUGUCACGUGCCUUCAACGUUAUCCUAACAGUGGACAUGUGCACCUAUCAGCUGACGGUGGGCGUGGAAAAUCUGGUCUACAAACGGAUGUUGUUGGACUAUCAGUGGGGCACAGAGGAACAUUUUCAUGUAAAAGGUGUCAUUCGAGUUGAAUACACCAUCAACCGACUUAUGUCUGAGAAGAAACUGGAGGUGACUGCAUCUGUCAGUGUGUGUCUGAAACAAAACGAGUGUCUGUUCUCCAAAACCUUCCUUGACAAAGCCAAGAUACCACAACCCCUGUGUGACUGGAAGGCCAGGCUGCAACAGAGAAAUUUCUCAUUGACCAACUGGGCAUCAGGCAAGGGUCUGUCCUCCACCGUGUCGACUCUCACGGAAACACUCAUAUCUCAGCUCACGGAUGAUCUCGGGGUGUCUCAGUACCUCGUCAGUUUAGCCUGUGAUGAGUCAGCAAGUCCAUAUUCCCCUGCUGGGAUAAACAACUGGAAUAAUGAAUGCAGCAGCCGAGCCGUACCAUCCCUACCCGACUCUGUGCGAUGUCACCUGACCUCCAACUGUUCCACUGUAGACUGUUGUGUCGAUGUUCGACUCAUCAAGAGGACAAUCCAAGCCAAGUUUGAUGUGGAUAUUUGUAACUUACAGAUGACAGUGAUCAUUGAACGACUAUCUUACACUGUUUCACUCCUGGAGUAUGUAUGGGGCACGGAAGGACAUUUCAUCCUGGGAGAUAUGACACGGCUGGUGUACAAACUUGAGCACGUCCCUUCCACGCAGACGUUGGUGAUUGAUCUAAACAUCAAGAUGUGUUUUGAAGACAACACGUGUGUGCUUGAAGUCCCAGUCUUCUCGCAAUCAGAGCUGGCGUAUUCCCCAUGUAACCCGAGUCUACCGGUGCCGUUUGAUGGAGUCUCCUUUGAUUUCUGGAAGUCUGAAAAAUGUGCUCUACAAACUUCCGCUUGCCCGGCAUCCCUCCCCACGGCUAUCUCGAGCACCUGCCGCCUGACUGACAACUGCACAGGCAUUACGUGUUGUGUGGACGUCGACCUGAAGUACCUCGGCAUCUACUCCAUCACUGCGGGCAUCGAGGUUGACCACUGCAAUGACCAGCUUGUGUAUCAUAUAGAGAACAAAGAGUGGACAAAGAAGCUUCAGGUUGUGGAAUAUUACAAGAACCACACUGUGUUAGUUGGCAACGCCAUCACCGUGAGCUACGUCAUCAGCAAAACUGCAUCCUCCUAUGAAGUGUCCUUCCACGUCAAGCUCUGUGUCAUGAACGUACACGACCUCAUCAACAAGUGCUACUACUACAAACUCCUAGAUGAAAAGGUGUUCCAGAUGCCGUCUUCUUGUUCACCUGUUGGACGAAGAAGGAAAAGAAGAAGUCCUUUAGACCUAAUACAUACAGGAGAUGCCAAACGGAUCCUUAAUAAUGCUAUGAACCAGAACUUUACAAAUGAAGAAAUCAAGGAUCUUUUUGAAAGACUGAAGACUGAAGCAAAGAGGGACAACUCACUGAUGUUCACUCGCACGGAUGAUGAUGGCACAGCCACCAACACUAAGAGCGCCAUCAGAAAGAUGGGUAUGGCCAACCCAGGAACCAUUCUGUACUCCGGGGAGGUCGGCAGAGGGAACGUGGUGCUCGGCAUGGAAGGAGGCGAGAAGAUCAUGAAGAUCCUUGGUCAGGUCACCGACAUCCCGGGUCGCGGGGACCAGGCCUACACUGUUGGGAAAGGUCUGACUGGGAAAGGACUGGAGCUGCUUGGUGCUAAGCUAGCCAACAUGAGUAUUGGGGAGAUCAUAGCCAUGUUUGAUGCCAAGAACAUCGACCCUGAACUUGCUCUUCGACUGACGAGACAAUUGAGAGAUCUGGCUCUUGCCCUGUAUUCAGAUAUCAUCAAUGCCAUCAUCAACGGCGAUGGAACCAACGCAUUUAGUUCUUUUGACAUUACCCUUCAAGGAGAUUUCAGUAUACCCAGAACAAGCCUCACUUUCUUCAAAUUCAAGCAUGACUUCCUGAUUGGAGGAAUCUUACCCAUGACCUUUGAGUUUGGAGCCGGAGCUUCUUUUGGAAUUGGAAUAGUUGUCGGAGCUAAGAUCCUUGGCAUGACGGUGUUCGGUGAAGUAGUACCCUAUGGAAGUGCCCAUGUUUACGGAGAACUUGGCAUCGGAUUGAUACUGUAUGGCAAGCUGAGAUUUGAUGGUUACCUCAUGAACGUUGCGUUCCCGUCCAGGGCUGAAAUAGGGUUCUAUAAGUUCCCACUUGAUUUAAGUCUGAAGAUGGACAUAGAGCUGGUUCCUCUGGAGUUGACCCUGCGGGGACUAGUUACCCUGGAGGUCAAUCUCUUGUUCGUCACGAUCAAGAAGAUAUUGUACCAGGCAGUUAUCUGGCGAUAUGCUACUCCAGUGAUAAGGAAAAGACUGAUAGACACAAGCAAGAAGGAGGAGGACAAGUCUCCACCACAGUUCCUCAACUACGUGGACAAUACGGGAAGUCCUGGCCGAAAGAAGAGAGCAGUGUCCACAUCGCGGAGCUGCUUAGUGAGACAACUUCCCAAUAGAGACUACACAGAACCGGCUGUAGAGAUAGCCAUAGCUGCCCAGGAUGACCGGAGUCAGGUCCAGAUCUUUGUGGAGGCUGGGACCAAACCUGGUCUCAGUGAUGUGCUGAGAAAAUCCACCCUUGGUGGACCAUCAACAAUUAUCACUCAGCGAUUUUCCAAGAAUGGCUACGGUGUCCCCGUUUACUUCACGGUGUAUGGAGAGAACAGCGCAGGCGCGAGAUCCACCGUGACUUGCGCCAUCCCCACCUAUGACGUCACGCCCCCUGGCGGCAGAUUGACAGCGGACUUUAGUUCAACCAGUAACCCAGCUGAGCUGAGAGGGAACGUGGUGGUGUAUGAAGAUUCCGGUCUGGUUAAAUCCUCUGUGGGUGUCGGUCUGGGAAGGGGAAUCUACGCAGAUGAAAUAAUAGCCUACAACUCGGUCAAUCUCAGAGGAAGGCACACAGCAGGCUAUGACCCUUCAUCUGAUCAGUAUGGCCAUGAAGCGUUGAAACAUUUCACGGGUCUCAAGGAUGGUCGGCUGAUUGGCCCAGUGUUUGCCGAGUUCUCCAGGAUGAACCACGCCGGGUCGUGUGUGAAGGAGUGUAUGAAGUUCCCGGACACCAAAUGUAUGAGCGUCAACUAUGACUACGGGCCUAGUGGACAUUGUGAACUGUUAGAAGGCAUUGAAGGACACGACCAUAAAAUCUUCAUUUCUGAUCAGUAUUCUCACUAUGAGAGGCUUGGAGUUGGUCUUGCCCACGAGUUCAUCUACAAGGAUUUGUCUCUACGUCACGGGGUCAUGUACUACUUCAACCUUCACCUUAUCAACAACCUCCAGUUUGAUUCCAUCCUCCAUAGCAAGGGGGUCGUGGUUGAUUUAACACCUCCUGAACCAGGUCCACUGGCUAAUGUGAGUCUCGAUGUCCUGGAGGUGACCUCGUGUGAGACUGUGGUUCCAGAUGACAGACCAGACUGGGAAGUCAGAUGUCGAGGUGUCAACAGUCAGUUAAAAAACCACAGAAUAAUUCAUGAUGGCACUGGAUCAAAAACCGUUUUCAAUGGGGACGAACCCCUUACUGAUCUCCUAUACACCAGAGCAAACAGAUACGUAUCAGCUAACUGGGACGGCAUCAUGGACAAAGAAACGGGCAUACUGGGCUACUCCCUGACCGCAGGGACACAGAUCUGUGAGGAGCUGAUUCACCCCCAUCAUGACCCUCACAGGCACCUGUUUGACGAAUCAGAGUGGACCCACACUGGACUCAUCUCCCCCAUACCGGCUCCAUACGACCCUCUCGCUGAUGGGAAAUACUACAUCACACUGAGGGCCUUGAACAAGGUUGAGUAUGGAGGUCCACUUGUGACAACAAUCUGCCACACCACGCCGCUCGUGGUGGACAACUCACCACCACUCCUGUAUGAAAUCUAUAACGUCUCCUACAACGAAGACACAUUCUUCAUUAAUGCGCAGUACAACGCCAGUGACCCACAUUCAGACAUCAGAGAAGCAGACUUGUGUCUUGGACAGACCACAAUUGACUGUCAUCACAUGGACUGGCAGAGGUCCUCCCACAAUGAUGGCGACAUCACCCGCCAGUUCCAGAUACCGGGUGGAUCUCCUGUCUGGAUUAAAGUCCGGGUAAUCAACAAUGCUGAUUUGAUGAAAGUGGGAGUGUCCGACCAUCCGAUCAUAGUUGACACAUCUCCUCCUGAACCAGGCAUUGUGUAUGACGGACCCUUCUUCAGACAUGACCUCAGCUUUACCAAGGAUGCUGAUAAGAUCUGCGCAAACUGGUUUGGGUUCUAUGAUCCUGAGUCGGGUAUUUCCCACUACGAGGUGUCGGUUCUUGAUGACACAAACACAACAAUCUCCGAGCUGGUCAGUCUUGACCAUAAGACACACGAUACCUGUGUCCAGCUUAGCUCUAACCAGAGGCUCGAACACGGCAAGGCCUACAGAUUCUACACCACAGCAUUCAAUGCUGGCCACAAACAGCUGAACGUCUCGGCAAUGUCAGAUGGAGUGAUCGUGGAUCUGACUGCCCCUGUGCCGGGUGACGUUGUUGACGGUAUACGGCACAGCUUUGUCGACGUUGAGUUCAGUACCCACGUUGCCACAGUUGGAACCCAGUGGAGGAACCAUAGUGACCCCGAGUCCGACAUAAGAGAGUUUGCUGUACAGAUACUAAGAGCAAAAGGGCUGUCGUCAGAAUUUGAGGUAUUAAGAAACUGGAACACUCUGGGCAAAGACGUCAGACAGAUCGAGUGGCACAACUUCCACCUGAACCAUCAGGACAUUGUCAAGACGAAACUGGAGACCAUCAACAACGCCCUGGGUACUGUAGAACAGACAACAGAUGGGUUUGUGGUGGAUCUCACUCCGCCCAGGAUGGUGUUCCUAGGUGAUGGGCGUGAACAGAACAAAGACACGGACUUCCAGACAUCCAGCACUACUGUUGAAGCCAACUUUCAGUUUCAAGACCCCGAGUCUGGGUUGGAUCAUUACAAAUACCAGGUGUAUGAGCUUUACCAUGGGUCAAAACAUCAGAUAUACCCAGAUUCAGAAGGUUGGGAGACCUCCAGCGACCCCAGCAUCACCAGCCUUAGUCAGUCAGGCUUGAGUCUCCGGCCGGGCGCACAGUACAGUGUGAGAGUCGGGGCCGUCAACAGAGCCGGGGCCGUAGCCACCUACGACACAAACGGCGUCCUUGUUGAUAAUACUCCACCUCAGAUGAAAUGGGUCUACGUUGGCAUUUUCUCUGGCAGUGAAGAAGAGUUGAUUGACCGUCACGUUAUCCAGUCUGAUCCAAGCGGUAUCAAGGCCACCUGGUUUGCUAUGGACCAUGAGAGUGGCAUCAAGUCGUACAUGGUCGCAGUUGGAACCACUAAAGGUGGAACUGAUAUCCUUAACUGGAAGGACUUUGGUUCUGACAGAGACAAAUACAUGGACGGGUUGACCUUGACUGUGACCGACCCUGACACGAUCACCCCUGUUUACUAUGUGUCUGUAAAGGCGAGCAAUGGAGCUGAUCUGACCGGUGACGUCAUAACGUCAAACCCCAUCCGGGUCGUUGACCAGGACAAAGCGGGUAUUGUCAUCGACGGCGCCGACUCCACCGAGAGAAUUGACUUCAUGGACAUCGGUAGCGACAUGGACUACCAGAAAGACACGGGAGUUGUGACAGUACAGUUUGCCGGGUUUGAGAGCCACGAGCACGGUGUGACGUACUAUCACUGGGCGGUAGGGACGACACCUGGUGGCGAGGAGGUGCAACCGUUCAUCAUGGCGGGUCUUAUGCACGAAGAAGCAGAGACCAAGGUUCCUGGAAAUGGUAUCGCCAGCAUGGGUUUUGGCCAGACUGUCCUCCCGCUGUCACCCGGCACGACGUACUACACCACAGUUCGCGGCAUCACCAACGGUGGCAACAUCCUGGAAUCCACGUCAGAUGGAUUUACUGUUGAUAUCACUCCUCCUAACAUCCACAUGGAAAGCUAUGGCUCUGAGAGCAACCAGAGCAGACUGACCUCCACCACGACACUGUACCUGGCUGAGGUGGACUCCAUCUCCUCUUCCUGGAAGGUUGCAGACAGUGAGAGUCCAGUCAAGAAGAUGUACUACUCUGUGGGGACUUACCCUCACGGGGAGGAUGUCCAGCCCAGGACGGAGGUGGACAUCCUGCUGACCGGCGAGGGGGCGCUACCCACUGGCAUCAAACCUACAACUGAUGGAAAAUCCAAUAUUCUGACUCUGACAGCUGAAAAUGAACUUGGAUUGUCCUCAAGCAUGAUCUCCCCCUAUCUUGUGGUUGACAUCUCAUCUCCAACAAAGGGAACACUGACAUGUCCAAGCUUUAUUCAGCCGAGGUCUGCAGUGGAGUGCACAUGGACAGGGUUCUACGACGCCGAGAGUCAGGUUGUAGAGUUUGAGUUUGUUGUUGGCUCCCACGAGGGGCUGGAGGACAUCAUCGCACCUGUAAAACUGCCGGGACAUGCUGCAAAAUAUGUGGUUUCAGGCUUAGCUGAUAAGGUAUCCCACGGUCAGAAAUACUAUGCCAAGGUCAAGGCCAUCAACCAAGUAGGGAUGACGUCAUCAAGCAUCUCCAGUGCCAUCAACGUGGACACCACACCACCAGCACCGGGCACUGUGGUGGAGUUGAAGUCUGCCUACAUCAUCAACAUCACCGACGAGAUCAUCACCGAUAAAUUGAACACCUACAAGUGUGACACAGAGGAAGACUGCCUGGCUAUAGACGCUGUGUGUCAGGAGUCUCUGUCUACUGUCAACGUGGCCUGGCAGACCUUCAACGAUGAAGAAACAGACAUUGUCAAGUACGAGAUAGCUGUUGGCACUUCACCUGGAGGGGGACAGCUGAGGGUUUUUUUUGAGACUGAUGACGUCACAAAGAGAUACCUGUCGGUCACAGGCUUGAUCCUGAAGGGAGUGAGACAGAUAUUUGUGACGGUGAAAGCUACCAAUGGAGCUGGUCUCAGCACAAUAUCGACGUCUAACGGUAUCUACAUGUCCUACCUCAGUCAAGGCUUGGAACCACUCACUCAUAUUGGAAUCUGGGAUGGUGAAAGCCAUGAUGGUGAUCUUGAUUUCCAGACAAGUCUGUCCCGUAUGGGGGCCAAGUGGGACGUGCCAGGUGACCCGUGUCCGGUGGUCAAGUACGAGUGGGCAAUACAAAGGGCUGACGGGCUGAGGGUGCAGGAAUACUUCGACACUGAAGGAAGAACUCAUGGCGUCAACGACCAACUGGCCAUGCAAAACAUGGAACGCUACUAUCAGUACCUACGUGUGACCAACGCCAUGGACUUCACCUACACCAUCAGAUCGAACGGCAUCACCAUCGAGGAUGACCCCCUUGUGCCUGGACAGGUUAAUGAUGGAGAUGUCGUGGGAUUUGACCUUGAGUUCCUCCGAACUAGAAGUAAAGUCAACGCCAACUGGGACAAGUUUGGUAGCGAUGGCAACGCUGACGAGGUAUCAGCUGGAAUAAAAGCAGAUAAUGUUCCUGAAGAGGAGAAAGAGAAAUCUUCCAGCCAAGAAGUCGCUUUCUAUGAGGUGGCCCUUGGAACCAACCGCCGUUUCCCCAAAACACGUGACAACGUCGUGCCUUUUGUCAACGUUGGCCUUAACAAAACUGUGACCUUCUACGACCUUGACCUCACCCCAGUCACGGCAAUAUAUUACUUCACGGUCAGAGCACACAGCCUUUCCGGGUCCAAUACUGAUGUCACGUCCAAUGGCUUCUCUGUUGGCUUUGAUGGAGGCGUCUCUGUGGGUAUCAUCGACAUGAAAGAAUUUGUCAACACUGACACUUAUGUAGAUGUACCUUGGGACGGGUUCGAAUCCAAGAUCGGCAUGAUGAUGUACUACGUCGGUAUCUCAAGCAGCACAGACGCGAACAACUACACAUGUGGGCAGUUUACUGAAAGAGGCUCCAUCAGUGACGACGAGCGACGAGGCAUCUUCAACGUUGUGGACCUCCAAAAUGUGGGGAAGGACACUUUCAUGAAGUUUGAAAAUCUGUCUCUGGACCACAAUGGAAUCUACUAUGCUUGGGUCAUUGGUGCAGACAAGGCCGGAGAGUGCAACGUGACAAGUCACAUGUUCCACGUCGACAUAACACCUCCAGUCAAAGGCAAGAUCAGAACAGGGCCCUACUAUGACAUGAAACUGAGUUACUCGGUCAGCAGUGAGAGUCUUCAGACCUACUGGACAGGCUUCAGUGAUGAAGACUCGGGCAUCCGAUGCUACCACGCAGCCCUGCUGAAGAGAGCCUCCUGUAACGAAGACUCGGAGGAAGAAACUGUCGUAGAAUCCAUAGAGAUUGAUGUCAACUACACGUCCUAUAGAUUCAUGGACAUUAGUAUGCAGGGCAAUGCUCCUUACUUUGUGCGUCUUGUGGUGGAGAACUUUGCUGGACUCAAGUCGACAUUAGACUCUCCACCAGUCGUGUAUGACAACUCCAUCCCCUCCCCGGGCAUUGUCAUCGACGGACACGACUUCACCAACGACAUCAGCUGGAGCGGCUCUGCCACCACCGUUACAGGCACCUUCCUGCACCACCCUGUGCCCGACGUGUCUCCGUGUCCUGUCAGACAAAUCAGAUUUGAUGACUCGGAGUGGAUGUACCUGGAGUCUGACAGUAACCAUGACAGCAACAACCGCAGCUUGACCUUGACCUACAGAUCAGCCAACGUCCAGCCGGAGUCCGGCAAAGUGGACAUCAAACUGUCCAGAGAUACCAAGACUGACUUCAUGUAUUCUGGAACCUACUUCAGAGAUGCUGACCUUCUUUAUAGCGGGGAGUAUAAGCUAUUUAUAAGAGCUGCAGCAGGUGAUGGUCAAGCGGUCACCAGUGUCCUGUUCUGGGACGGCCCAGAUGACUACAUCCUGGACUACGACUACACACCAUCACCGGACUGGACCGAGUCUAUUUGUGCCUGUUGCAGGGUGGAACCUGUGAAUGCAUCUUGCACCUGCAACUGUGAAUCCUACCUACAAGCAGAGAGGUACUACAAGAACAUCAGCAAGAGGUCUGUGGAUCAGGAUGAUCCUGGCUACGAGGUGAAGAAGCUGACGGAGGAUGAAAAGAAGAAGCUGCAAGAGACAGGCUCCAUCACCGACAAGACUGAAAUCGGGAAUCCUAAUCUUCAUCCCAGGAAAUCCUGUGGAGUACAGUUAUUUGCAGGUGCAGCACCUAAGUUGGUGUCAUGGUGCAGUUACGGGGAUAACCUCAACGAGCCUGUAGCAGCAGUGAGAGACCUCCUACUAGACCCUUCCAGAGAUUACCAUCAGUACAUGGUCAAGUUCACGACACAGAGGGACGAAGCGAGGGGAUCAGAGGUUACCUGGUGCAUGUCAGUCUUCAUGGACGACGAUCUGAUGACGGAGCAGUGUGGAAUACCACGUCUCUCUCCCAACACCAGACUCUUCCUGGGAGUCUGGAAUCACAAGAACUAUAUUCCUGAAACUGAACGAGAUUCGGAAGGGCAUCUAAAGGUUUGGAGUGCUACGGCUUCAUUCCGUGACCUAGUGAUGCCAGCCGAAAAGGAGAAGCUGUGUCGCUAUGGCAACCCUUUCCAAGGAGGUAACAACGUUAUCGUUCGGUAUGAGGCUGGAAUCGGGUCAGCUUCCGGUCUCUCUGAUGUCGUGCCGUACCAGGAGGUACAUACACCGUGUAUUCCCUGCCUGACUCCCUGUGACAUGUACACUUGUGACGCAUCAUGUGACAGCUCAUCAACAGACCAGGUCAAGAUCACCCUCAACGACCUUAACCUUACAGAAACAACAGUUGUGGAGGGAGAAGUAGUCCCUGUAUUGUACUACCUCACAGUGAAAGCUGUCCUCGGGUCUGGAACAGAGGCGGUAUCGUCAUCUGACGGCUUCAACAUCGACACGUCACCACCACUGUUUGACACCGACGUCAUGCUGUACAUCGACGUCACUCAGGGCAACUUCACCCCCUGUGACGUACCAGGGAUCCAACGACACUAUUAAGGCUAUAUUGAAGUGCAACGACAACGAGAGCGAAAUUGUGAACUACGAGUGGGCGAUAGGCACAGCGCCAGGGGGAGAGGAGUUGCAGACAUUUGUAUCAACUAGGGAGUAUCCUGGAUCUGUGAACUCCGGACUUGGAGGCCUUCUGGAACACAACAAGACGUACUACGUGAC